This is a messenger RNA of Hirundo rustica (Barn swallow), 1835 nucleotides long. Its product is annotated as lens fiber major intrinsic protein-like. The coding region runs from base 664 to 1614 and encodes 316 amino acids. Gene Ontology annotation, cellular component: plasma membrane. Gene Ontology annotation, biological process: transmembrane transport. The transcript has 5 exons. Gene Ontology annotation, molecular function: water channel activity. The record is from RefSeq and is a predicted model, not a curated record. Lineage: Eukaryota; Metazoa; Chordata; Aves; Passeriformes; Hirundinidae.
UUGCCGGGCUCAGCAGCGCCGGGGCCCCCCCGUGCUGAGCCAGGGCUUCGCCCGCUGACUCACCCCACGUGCGGGGCCGGUGCUGAGCCGGCAGAGCCACGGCCCGGGGGGGCACCGGGGCUGUUCCCCCCCUCCCCAGACCCCCACGGGGAUCUGCACGGUGCGGUCAGCCCCGGCCCAGAGCUUGUCCCAGGUGUGUGACCCCCCCUAGGGACAGCCCUGUCCCCCCAGAUUGCCCCAGCUGUGUCACCCCUUGGGGUCAGCCCUGUCCUCAUUCUUGUCCCAGCCGUGUGAUCCAUCCUGGUCCCCUCAUCAAGGGACAGCCCCAUAUCCCGUGCUCAUCCCAGGUGUGUCACCCUGUCCCCUGUGACCCCACAGCCCCCCUGACACCCCGUUCCUGUGCUCAUCCCCGUUGUGUCCCCCUGUCCCUGUGCUCAUCCCAGGUAUGUCACCCUGUCCCCUGUGGCCCCACAGCCCCCCUCUCACUGUGUCCCUGUGCUCAUCCCAGGUGUUCGACCCCCCCCCAGGGACAGCCCUGUCCCCACUCUCAUGCCAGACAUGUGACCCCCCCCUCAUCCCCCCCAGCCUUUCAUCCCAGCCUUUCAUCUCUGGUCGUCCCAGCAACACCCCAAAAGGUCCCAGGGGUUGCCAUGGCACCAAGGGAUGCUCCAAGCCCAGGACCCCCGCAGCCCCCUCCCAAAGUCUUGCCCCACCCUCAGAGCCUCAGGGGUGCCCCGUGCCGAUGGGGUGACAGGGACAGGGGUGGCAGUGCCAGGGGGUAGGAGGUGCCCCCACCCCGGGCGUGCUCUGCGCUCCCUCUCGCACAGCUGCACCAUGGCCAUCGGGGAGGAGCUGCGCAGCGGCCGCUUCUGGCGAGGGGUGCUGGCAGAGCUGGCGGCGACCCUCAUCUUCGUGGGGGUGGUCCUGGGGGCUUCGGCGGCCCCGGGGCCGCUGGCGCCGGCGCUGGCCGGGGGGUUGGCGGCCGGGGGGCUCGCCUGCAGCCUCGGGGGUCCCCAGGCCAACCCCGCGCUGACGCUGGCCCUGCUGUGCGCCCGCAAGCUGAGCGCCCUGCGCGGGGCCACGGGGGUCCUGGCCCAGUGCGCGGGGGCCACGCUGGCCUCGGCUGCUGCCCGUGCAGCGCUGCAGGACGACUCCGGCCUCGUCACCAGGGUGAGCGCCGUGGGGACAGCGGGGACGGCGCUGGCAUGGGAGACCUUCGCCACCUUCCAGCUGGCGCUGGCCGCCUUUGCCACCGCCGAGCAUGCGGCCCCGCAGGCCGGGCUGGCCCUGGGCAGCGCCGUGGCCGCCGGUGCCCUGGCCGCAGGGCCGUUCUCGGGGGGCAGCAUGAACCCUGCACGCUCGCUGGGGCCGGCCAUCGUCACCGGUGUCUGGGAUGAUCACUGGGUGUACUGGCUGGGGCCGGUGCUGGGUGCGGUGCUGGCCGGGCUCUCCUACGAGUUCAUCCUGGCGCCCGGAGCCUCCCGGGAGAAGCUGGGCGCCUGCCUCGCCUGCCGGGACGUGGCUCUGGUGGAGACCCCCAGCCUGUCCCCCUCCUCGGUGGCCCACGGCCCCCCGGCCCCUCCGACCGAGCAGCGGGAGCAGAGGACCCCCUGAACCCCCACCCGCUCCACCGCAGCCCCCCCCAGGAUCCUCCACACCCUGACACCGCAUCCUCGCCGCCGCCAGAACCUUCCGUGGGGCACCCGCAGGAUGCUCCGUGCCCCCUUCCCCUUUUACUGCCCUGUGGUGGGGGGAUUAAAGGCGCGUUGGGGUCGCAGGUGGGUGCGGAGUGAUGCUGUGAGGGGAUCCCGGGGAGGGGGUCUCCACCGCGGCAC